AAGAAACUUAAGUAGCCGUUUUUUAUUUAACGGUAGUGUUGAAAUUCGUAAAAGGUGACUUAAAAUAAGAAAGUAUUAAAAGUUAGCAUAUUAACUGCAACCAUAUUUUAGGGGUUACUAUAUUUUCAGUUAGUUUAAAUUGGCUCUUAACAUUGAUUAAAAAAAAAGCGCAAAAAAAUAAAAGCAAAAUUGUUUGGUGAAUAAAUAUACGAUUGUGUGUCGUAAGUGCAUUUUGGAGGGCCCGAGUUGAAAUAUGUGAAGAGUCCCCAUAGAAAAUCAUGUGAAAAAUCGAUUGGAAAGUUAGACUGGAAAUGUGUGUGAAACAACAUCUUUCCAUAAGUAUUGGAAUAUAACGCUGUGAAUUGUUUGCUUGAAACUUUUAGUGCAAAAUGUCAAAGUUUGACAAUCGCCGCCACUAAAUGACAUCAGUAAGAAAAACUUAGUAAAUAUUUGCAACAAUUGCAAAUACGCAAAAGCUAUAAACGAAUAAAAACAAAUAGUGAAUGGUGGGUAUGAAGGUGCGGAGGUGAGGUUAACGAAAGCAAAUAAAUGUGGAAGAGCCAGGUGAAUAUUUAUAUAGACGUUCCCAGUUCCUGAGUGUGACGUUUUCGAAAUAAUGGAAUCAAAUCCCAAUGGGAUAAAAAUAGAGCCUACACUUGAACAGCAGCAGCAUUCACAGUACGCUACACAUCUACUCGCAUUGAAUGGACACAAUGCACGGCUACUCAUUGAGCACCCCUCAACGUUGCUGGUGCCUUUGUCUCAUCAACAGCAACAGCAGCAGCAACAACAUCAACAGCAGCAGCAGCAACAACAACAGCAUCAGUUACAUCAGCAACACCAACAGCACCAUUUUCAACAGCAUGAUCAGCAACAAUUGCAACAACAACAACUACAGUUAAGCACAUUAACCACAGCUUAUCCACAGCCGCUAUCACUUAAGCAACAGCCCGCAUCAACCCCGGUGCCGGGAGGUGUUACCACAACUCACGGUCCCACGUCAGUUACAUCUUCAACUUCCUCACGUACAGCAGCACAACGUUGGAACGAAAGUCCUGAAGCCCGCGCUCGUCGUUUGGCACGCAAUGCUGAAAGGAUGCGUGAAAGGCGUAAUCGCGAAAGUGAAGACGAGUACCGUAAGCGUCUCUCACGAAACGCUGAAGCGAAUCGUCUUCGCCGCCAAAAUGAAUCGGACAUGGAAAGAGCUAUGCGCUUGGUGCGUAAUGCAGCCAGGCAAAGACUACGUCGGGCCAUGGAAACACCAGAACAACGGGCAAAACGUCUUCAGAAGCUUGCUGAACGUAUGCGACAAUAUCGAGCUAAUGAGACACAGGAACAGCGAAAAGUACGUUUGGCAGAAAUGGCAGCACGGGCACGUCAACGCAUUGCUAGCGAGACAACAGAGCAAAGGAAGGAGAGACUAAGGAAGUUAAACGAUUAUGCAAAAAAGGUCAGAGAAACUAAGAAAAAAUGCAAGCAGGAGCAAAGUGAGAAUUCGCAGAAUUCGAGCCAAUUGCAAAGUACUGCUGCUGCCAGUUCCACUAAUGAAAAUAUCAAUUUGAACCAGGCAGCCCCGCAAACGACAGUCGCAACAAACACCAACAUUGAGCAACAACAACCCCAGCAAUCCAAUGACGAACAACUAGCAUCCUAUCAAACCCAGCAGACGGCGUUAACCAAUCCCAUAGAGUACUAUCAAAAUAUGUUCAUGAGUCCAGCAACAUUGAGACCUGCUUUACUUAAACAGGAGCAAUUAUCAACUCAGCAGCAGCAACAACAGCAGUCAAUACAGCAAGGACGUUUUACACAUCAACAGCAGCAACAGACUAUUUUAGAUUCGGAAUCCAAUAGCAUGUUCCCACAACAACUGUACGAUAACGACCAGAAGCCACCAGGUGCAACUGGAAACGGUUCUACAUCAUCAUCUUCUAAAUUACCACAAGCACAUGUACCACAAUUCAGCACAAUAGCCAGUUCCCUUGAAUUUUAUCAAAAUAAGUAUAUGAAGAAGCAGGAACUUCAGACAAACAAUUCAACGAAUAACAACAGCGGGUCCGUUGGUGGCUCCAACUUGCAGAACGAUUCAAAGGUGAUCGUAGCAUCCACGUCCAACAGUGAGAAUCAGAAAUUAAAAAGUUCACAUCCUCAAAUACAGAACCCUCCUACUCCGCUAUAUAACCAAUUUCCUUAUUUAGCUACAUUUCCAGCUGCUGCAGCCAACUCGGGAACAACCGUAGUGACUUCACCAUCCAGCACACCCACCCAAGCCACCUAUUAUCCAAUGUACCACAAUGGAUUUCAACUAACUAUUCCACCGAACACCGUGCCGCCACCAUUUACGCCCGUGCACUUCACCAGCAAUACGACCAACACUGGCACAUCUCCAACGACAGGACAAGUGGGACAAUCUGGUGUUGGAGGGGCUUAUAACUUGCUUGCGAAUUCAUCAAUAUCCGCUGCUGCAGCGGUAGCAGCUGUUGCUUCAACUGGUACACAACAACAAACUAUACAGGAUUUUCCAAAACCGGUCCGCGGUCGCCCUAGAAAGGUCAUCUUUAACAAUACGGGCAACAACAGCAACGCUUCGGCAACAAACAACACGGGAGACACAAAAAACGGCAUUUAUCUGCUGCCCACUGGAACCACUGAUUCGCCGGAGGACGCACUACGGCAACAAAAGGUGAGCGCCUUACUUGAGCAAGAAAUUAACCAAAUGCUCGCUUCACCACAGCAGACACCGCGCCGCGGACGUGGUCAAUCACAUUCCUCGCCUACAGGCUCGACCCGGGGUAGCGGGCAUAAAUAUGAAACCGAUGACGACAAGCGGAGACGGUUGGAUAAGAUGGCAGCACAUCAAAGAGAGGUAAGAGCCAACGAAACACCUGAACAGCGAGCAGUACGUCUAGCUAAACUCUGUGAAAGAGCACGCCUGAAACGUGCCGAGAUACGUGCCACCGAAACCGCAGAAGAACGGAAAGUACGUUUGUCCAAGCAAGCGGAAUAUGCUCGAAUGCGGCGACUACGUACACAUUCACGGCGACGCACUGAAGAUCGAGCACGCGAACUUUAUGAAGAACUCAAGAAAGAUGUGGAUAUAUCUAGUGAUGGUAAUGACUCCAAUGCCAAUACAAAAUUGCAGUCACAGGAUCAACAGCAAGAUAUACUUCAGCAGCAACAGCAAUCGCAGCAACUACAACAACAGAUGUUACACACAAAUGACUCCUCAAAUUUAGUGGCAGCACAACUUCAACAACAACAACAGCAGCAGCAACGCUUUUUAGCUUUAGCCGGUUCACAAGCACCUCAACAACAACAAGAUCAACAACAGCAGCAGCAACAAAUGUCAGCCUCCAACAACCCACAAUACGGUAAACCGCCAUGCAAGGAAUAUAAUACACAGCCUGAGAAUAAUGAUAUGCUUAAGAUUCUCGAACCUAUCAUCGUAAUGAAAACAAAAUAAAGCUAACUAAUAUAUAAUAUAACUUAGCAAGUACGAAUUAAAAACAAACAACCACAACAACAGCAAAAACAAAGCAAAAUACAAAAAAAAAAAUACACCAUAAUCGUAUCAAUAAAACACAGUUUAUAAUAAAUACACCUUCACUUUAUUUACACGAUGCUGAUGACGCCCACGUUCAAGUAUAAAUACAUACAUACAUAUGUACGUGCUUUCUUACUACAUAUACAUGCGUAUGUAUGUAUAUAUGUCAACACGUGGCUGAAACUACUAUAUAUUUCACC
Ceratitis capitata (Mediterranean fruit fly) is the source of this 3741-nucleotide messenger RNA. RefSeq names its product myb-like protein P. Gene Ontology annotation, biological process: box C/D snoRNP assembly. Gene Ontology annotation, cellular component: nucleus. The record is from RefSeq and is a predicted model, not a curated record. Gene Ontology annotation, molecular function: RNA binding. NCBI's taxonomy places the organism in Eukaryota, Metazoa, Arthropoda, Insecta, Diptera, Tephritidae. The transcript has 2 exons. The coding region runs from base 617 to 3460 and encodes 947 amino acids.